Mangifera indica (mango) is the source of this 1578-nucleotide messenger RNA. RefSeq names its product increased DNA methylation 1-like. The transcript has a single exon. The record is from RefSeq and is a predicted model, not a curated record. Lineage: Eukaryota; Viridiplantae; Streptophyta; Magnoliopsida; Sapindales; Anacardiaceae. Bases 1 to 1578 code for a protein of 525 amino acids. Gene Ontology annotation, molecular function: acyltransferase activity, transferring groups other than amino-acyl groups; transcription corepressor activity. Gene Ontology annotation, biological process: negative regulation of DNA-templated transcription.
AUGAACACGGGUGAUCCACCAAUUCCUGAUGCUAUUCUAUAUUGGUAUGAACAUGGAAUUGGGAGAAAAAUCAGCGGCAAGAAUAAAGGUGUCAUAGAGGAGGUAAAAAAUUAUCUCAAGUCAGAGGGAUGGACCUUCUGGUACAAAACAAAGGGAUCAAGAGAAGAAUUGCGAUAUACUUCUCCAAUGGGAAAAAAUUAUAUUUCUCUUCGGAUGGCCUGCGAAGGGUACUUGCAGGAAAGAGGGAUAGUGGUGGAAGACAUCAAAGCUACAAGAAAUCAAAAGGUGAAUCUUGAUGGAAAGAAAAGGACCUCGCUUUCAGAUGCAAAGAAAGUUAAUGCUUUUCCUCAUCGAAGUGUGGCUGUUUCUGAGUUGAUUGAUAAGAAUGUGGUGCUGCCCAAGGCCAAGGUCCAUUACCUUGGUGCCAAUGGUCCCCUGGCAAAAGGGCAGAUAGAUCGAGAUGGGAUUAACUGUGAUUGCUGCAAUCAGGUGUUUACACUUUCGAAAUUUGAAGCUCAUGCAGGGAGCACAAAGCACAGACCGGCUGCCAACAUUUUUCUGGAUGAUGGAAGAUCUUUAGCAGAUUGCCAAAGGCAAAUGUUUGAGAACGAUGAGAUAAGACUUUUCAAAAAGAAACAACACAAUGCUAUUGAGAAUGAUAAGUCAUGUUCCGUAUGUCUUUCUGAAGGCAUACUAAUUUUCUGUUCUAAUUGUCCUUCCUCCUUUCACGAGAGGUGCCUUGGCCCGGAAGUUAUCCCAAAUGGUGAUUGGUUUUGUCCCUCCUGUUCUUGUGGGAUCUGUGGCAAACGACAAUAUGAACAUUCACACUCAAAAGAUGAAGAAAUUAUCUCCAUUUGUCAUCAAUGCGAGCAUAAUUUUCACAUGGGUUGCCUGAGGAAGAGCAGAGGAUUAAUCAAGUCAAAAAAUUCUGAAAAUAAAUGGUUUUGCAGUGAUAGAUGUGAACUUGUUUGUCACCAUCUUCAUCAGCUUCUGGGUAGAUCCCUUCCACUAGGUAGAGACAGUUUAACCUGUAAAUUACUGAAACCCGGUUAUCAAAAUCCAAGUGAUUCAGAUAAGAUUGAGGCUUUGAUGGAGAAUCAGAAAAAGCUGCUUGUAGCUCUUGAAAUUAUGCAUGAAUGUUUUGAGCCUAUCAAAGAAGCUUCAACCAGGCGAGAUCUUUUCGAAGAGGUUAUGAUGAAUCAAGAAUCGGACCUAAAACGACUGAACUUUCAAGGCUUCUAUACGAUCGUUUUGCAGAGAAACGAAGAAGUAAUCUCGGUGGCAAAUUUCAGAGUAUAUGGAAAAUUGGCGGAGAUGCCAAUUGUGGCUACAAGGCCUCAGUAUCAGAAAAAUGGUAUGUGUCGUCUUCUAAUGAAUGUGCUUGAAAGGCUUCUGGUUGCUUUGGGAGUGGAGAAGUUAGUGUUGCCUGCAAUUCCUGAUAGUCUAAACAUGUGGGUAAGUAAAUUUGGGUUCUCCAAGAUGACAGAUUCUGAGAAAUUAGGCUACUUAAAUUAUACUUUCCUGGAUUUUCAAGACGCCAUCAGGUGUCAAAAAUCGUUGAAGAAGAAGAGCCUUUGA